CCCGCGAAAGCCUUGCCGGGUAAACGCGACCCAAGGUUGCAAAGGUCGUAAAUAAACGGUGGCGGUAGCAGUGUUAAGAGUAACUUUUCGAACCAUUACUCAGUGUCAUUAACUGUCCUAAAAAUCACCAAAAGAUUAACUUUAUCACCACCAAUUUAAGGUUUAUAAUAGAUUAGGUAUUUCUAGAUAUUUUUUUUUAGAUUCAUUUGUUUAAUUGGGAUCUUCAAGAUGUAUGGAUGGCUACUGGAGAGCGUCCAGCAUUUCAUUGUGGAAGAAUGUGGGGAGGAAAUAUGGGAAACCAUACUCCGAGAGUCUGGAGCCAGGAAUACUGCCUUCAGUGCUAUGCAGCAAUAUCCAGAUGCAUUGAUGCUGCGUCUUGCAAGUGCUCUCGCUCGAUUGAUAUCCAGAGAUGCGAACAGUCCUGCUCCCUCGAGACCAAGCAGUCCAGCUCCCAGAAAACAGUCAAUAAAAGCAAAGCCAAGCUGGCGAAGCGCUUCAGUCCACACCGACAAUAGAUCGCAGAGUUACAAAUGUCCAUUCACAGCAACAAAUGCCUUAAAAAAUGUCACCAAAAAAGAAAUAGAGGCUUACAAAUCGUCAGAAGAAAUAAGAUCACCCGUGGCCGCGUCUACGGGCAAAAUCAAUGAAGUUAGAAUCAAUGAAGAAGCUGAGAUUGUCGCCAGAGAGUUCCAUAGAAGAAGUUUGGGUAUCAAAUUCGAAAAUCACAAAGUGAAGGAGACAGUUGAAGAGCCCAUACCAGAAACAAGCCAGACAGAAAUACCUGAUUCAAAUGAAAACGACGAACCUGAAGCGUCUACUGUUGACACAUCAACCAACCAAAUUGAGAUGCCAGUUUCUGAACCAGCUUCGCCAGAAAAUGAAACUGCUAAAAGGAACUCUAUUCUCAAGUCCUCAGCUCGUAAAACUAGUUGCACUGUUGCUCUAGAUGUGUACAAACGUCGUGGGUCCAUGAUUCCCCCGCGACCUCGUUUGAACAGCCUUAGUGUUGUUAGCGAAGAUAAACUGAACAACAUGAGAGAAAAAUUCGGGACUCCUGAGAAGGUGAUGCACUUUUUUGGAAGGUGUUUUGUCAAGUUCUUCAGUAACUAUGGUUACGACAAAAUGAUACGUGCGACCGGACGCUACUUCUGCACGUUUCUGCAAUCAGUGGACAACAUUCACCAGCGCAUGCGCUUCACAUUCCCGCGCAUGCGCUCUCCCAGCAUGCAGCUGACUCGUGCGCACAGGCACGGCGCCGAGCUAGUGUACAGCAGUGGAAGGACUGGGUUUACACAUUAUCUUAUGGGUCAACUAUACGAAAUAGCUGAAGAUCUAUUUUCUCUGAAGCUUAAGGUUUCCGUGGUAAAGGAAAGCAUGGAGGGCAACUACUACGUGGCGGUGUUGAGGCUGGAGUUCGAUAAUAGUGAUUAUGUCCAGUCUCUAAUGUUACGUAAGUCCCUGCCCUGCCCUCUACCGGCAGUACCGGCCACCUUGCUCCUGCAGCUGUUUCCCUUUGGAGUGCUGCUCGACAGGCGAAUGAAGAUCCUAAAGGCUGGAGAGAGAUUGGUAGCUGCCUGGGGUGGACCACUCAGUCGCCUAGAGAAGUCAGCAAUCUCCGAAAUAUUACGUCUGAGGAAACCUAAAGUACCGUUUACAUGGGACAAGGUGGUAUGCAUGCAGACAAUGAUCUUCGACCUAGAGCUGCUUCGCUACCGCUCUCGAAACUGUGCUGAAGUAAGAAGAGGCUCACAGGGAGCUCGCUCCAUUCUGCUACGAGGCCCCAUCUAUCUGCUAGAAGAAAUAGAUGCCCUUAUAUUCCUGUGUAGUCCGCUCUUCAACGAUCUCGAUGAACUGCAUCAAGCUGGCAUUUUCUUAGCAGACAUGAACGGCCACGGCCUUUCCAAAGAAAUGCUUCUGCAAGGAUGGCAGCACGUCUCCCGGCUUGAACUACUGUUUGAAAAAGCAGAAAAUAGAAGUUUAUCUUUAGAGAAGUCUUGUAGGCUUCUGGACCAGUGGAAGAAGAGGGGAGAUCAAUUAUUGUACUCUAUGAUACCGAAAGGAAUUGCUGAUCAUCUACGAGCUGGGAAAGAUCCUAUGGCUGCUUGUCAGGCAUUUGAAAACGUGACCAUUAUAUUCUGCGCUGUGCAACUGGCAGAGGCGGGUACCAGAGCUGACGUGAUGCAAACUGUCGCAUACAUGAACGAUGUAUACUCCAGGAUCGACAGGUUGUUGGAUACACAUCGCGUCUACAAGGUGGAGACAGUAGGCACUGUUUAUAUGCUGGUCUCCGGAGCUCCAGAAAGGAGACGUGCGCACGCGGCUGCCGCUGCCAGCGCUGCCCUCGCCAUUUCAAGAGCUAUACCUGCACUCACCAUUGGAAUCCACACGGGACCAGUCGUUGCUGGCGUGCUAGGACUACGCUUACCACGGUACUGUCUUGUAGGAGACACCGUCAACACUGCCAGCAGGAUGCAAACUUCUUCAGAACCCGGUCGCGUCCAAAUAUCAGCAAUCGCAGCAGCUCAGCUACCCGCAGGAAGGUUCAGGCUCCGUCGAAGAGGUCUCAUCAAAGUGAAGGGCAAAGGUACAAUGGAAACUUUCUGGUUGGAAGGUGAAGUGGAGGAAGAGGAACAAAAUGAAGCACUGCAGCUAUUCUCAGCAUUGUGUGGCGAUAAUUAAGCAUUACAAAACAAUGGAGGAUGUUCCCGUAGAUUAAUUUAUUUUUGACAUUACUUAACAUAUGUACCUACCUACUUUUUUGAAGUAUAUCAGUGUGUACUUAAAUACUUCGAAAGAUUUUUUUUCUUCUGAGGAGCUUAAGCUUAUAUACCGAAUAAUGCUCUGAAGUCUAUGAGAUUAUGAGAUAAGAUUAUUAUUAAUUGAGUAUUGCAGUACCGUAAAACGAGUUGAAUAGAAUUUGUUUCGUAAAACGAGUUGAAUUCGCCAACUAGAUGUUGGCGAAAAUUCGCCAACAUCUAGUUGGCGAAUUUUCCUAGUUUCUAUUCACCUCUCUUCUGUUUCUAUUCGCCCCCACUUUACCGCAAGUCAAAACAGCUAUAUAUAUUUGUUUAAUAAAAUUAAAAAAAUAAAUUUUAAUCACCAAUAGAUUUUGAUGAUAUAAUGAUUAUAACAAAAUCUCUUUUUUUCCUUAUUAAAAACGCGUUUCUUAUUUUCUUAAACAAACUAGUUGCUAGGUAAUCAGUAAACAUAAUAAUCUGAAUGACUGCAGUAAAUUAAUUUAUCGAUUAGCACUUAUCGAUUAUGAUGUCUUAUUACUACAUCACUGUUUAUCGAUAUCAUAUGAUUCGAACGAUCGAUUAAUUGCUUUGAUUACAUAUUAUUAAAAUUUAUUUUAAUGAUUUUCGUCAUUAAUGGACGUGCUAGUGUUGAUAAGUAAAAUAUUAUAUGUAGUACCAAAGAACAUGUUUUUCAUAGAAUCCAGAUAAUAGCUUCAUAUGUAUAAGGAAUUUGAGUUGAAAUCAAAAUACAUAUUUGCUAAUAUAGUAAUAAUUUAAUAUCAACAGACGAAUUAAAUUCGUUUUAAUUUUUUGUUGCUUUUUUAUAAUUUGUUUCAAUUAGGUACAAUAUAGUGUUGUAAUACUAGGCUACAUAAUAUCAAUCUCUGGUUUACAUGGAAAUUAGAUAUUACCUUUUGUAAUUGAACUGACGAGACCGUCAACCUUCUUUGUUGCAAAAGAAAACAUCUUCUCUUCAAGUAAACUAGAGCUAUCCUUACCAAUAAUAGUAGAUACAAUAAUUAUUUAAAUUCAUUUACAAUCACAAUAAAAAAAUAAAGUAGAAGAAAAAAAAAAUACAUUUUCUGAAAGUUUUCCAAUUCUAGUUUUAUCGUGCAUUAUUAAUUGUAUUUAUAGACAAGUAAUAAAAAAAUGUGUUGAUUACACUUAAAAUAAGAAAUAUAAAUUUGUUUUCCCCUAUUUUUAUAAAGUAUGAAAAUAUUGAUUGUAGAAUGGAAUUUUAUGUAACAUCAAUUACAUUUUAAAAGAUUAUUAUCAAUAAAUGUUUACUUAUAAAGUGCAGUUUAUUUUAACGUAAGUUUUAUUACAUUAUUUAUACCCAAAAAUUCGACUACGUAAUAUUAUUACCCGCAUAUAGCGGACAAUUUUACUAUGUAGCUUUAAUUUUUACCAAGGUGUAUUUGUUACUUUUAUAUUGACACGCCUAACCUGCAUCUCACUCGCACAUUAUUUAAAAGAACGAGAAAGGAAUAGACAGUCGCUUCUUGCAAUCCAUGUCAGAAAACGUUUAAGAGAGAAUACUGUUAAUAUUGAGCUGAAUAUUUUCCUAAUUAUUAACAAAAUGAUUAUAGUACAAACACACAGUUGGCACUAAGGUACGUUAUUGGGACGGUAAGAUGUUUUAACACUCCCUCAUCUAGAUUUAAGACUACAUUUACAAAAACAAAGAGGGUAAAUUCUCCAAUUAAAAUAGUGUUUAUAAAGUGGAGAUAUAUGUUCUGAUAAACUAUUAGCUUCGGCAAUUAUCGCCAAACUUCGUAGAACAUGAACAACGUAGAACAAUUUAAAUUUUAACGGUUUUCUCUAAUUAGAAUACGUAAGUCACGAUUAUUGCCAGCGCGCAAAAUUCAUAACAUUUUAUUCUUUACAAGUAAAAAAUCUUAUUGAUUUAAAGUGAAUAUUAAUUAGAAAGUGCUUUUUCAUAACAUUAUCAACUAUUGAGGUAUCGCAUGCUUAGCUUUAACUAUUUUUAAUUUAACUUUCUACUUAUGUUGUCGAGAAAUAUCAAAACCGAUGUUGGACUGGUAGAUGUUUUUAUUUUUAAAGUCGUGAAUGAAAUAUUAAUUUGUAACUGACAAAAUCAAGAUUCAGUGCUGAACAUUUCUCUUUUACCGGUACCUUUUCAUUACUUGAUAGGAUCUUGUGAAUAAUAAACUUAGUUAUAAAAAUCACCGGGACGAAUUGUGCCCUGACGACAUCACGGAAACAUCAUAGUUGCCAGUCGACAACAUACUGUUAACUAUAUAAUAGAAAGUGUAAAUACAUAUUUAUACAGUAUACAAUUCACUAACAAGUUAUUAUUAAUAAUAUCAUAUGGAAAAUACGGUUUACUGACGCUUACGGUACGUGAUAAACAUUAUAAAUGUAGUGGCUUACAAUAAUAUAAUUGAAUAGGGACAACAGCGUUGGGUUUUUUUGUCAUAAAAAUACGUGUGUAAUUACAAUUGCUUCAAACUCUCUAUAAGAGAGUGGCUAGCCCUCAUUCCAGCGCUGCUAUACCCAAUACAUCUAUUUCCUUAUGUGAUCCUGGCCUAAACGUUCUAUUCAUAUAACAUACUCUGUGGUCUACACCCUCUAAUGUCACUGUCAAAUAAAAGUUAAGGCACUAGAAUAGACAAUCGAAAAAUAAAAAAUAGAAAAGCACCAAAUAAAUGUUAAAAAAAAUCUAAAAGUGCGUUGUCCAAAUUCGGUGUUACCAGCACCAUGUAAACUUAAUAAUACCUAAAUAACAAUAAAAACCUAUAUACACAAAAACUUGGUCCUCAAACCUUUGGAAAUACAACAAUAACAUACAAACAAAGUAAUAACACAUUCAUCAAUAAAUCAACGAUAAAAUGUUGUUCGUAAUAUCAACACAAUUUACGAUUUUUGCGUACAAUCGCUACUAAGUGAAUAUUUAUGAACCUUUUUACACACUUCAUUACAACAUAUAUAAAUAUCAUGAUUUCUAAAUAGGGCUCCAUAAUAUUUAAAUUAUAAAUGGAAUUAUUAUAUUAAUCGUCUUCUAAAAUACUUGUAGUUUAGUUAGAUUAAUCGUUAAUAAGUACUUUAUUCAAAGGUAUAUCAAGUACGAAGAAUCUUUAAACGACUCCAUUUAGUAUAAGUUUGGUGUUCAGUCUUUCCAUUUUUAUAUAAAUCUGGUAGAAAGGACAUAGAUAACUCUUGUGCAUCUAUAUUAUUCAAGUAAAUCGAAUUUCAUGCAGUUCUAUCACAUUAAUGCUGUGUAAAGUAUUGCAGGUCGCAAUAAUAUGCUUACUUCUAAGGAAUGUCGCUUAAGUCUAGUCUCUAUUACUUUUUAAAGAGAGCCGUCACUUCUUCGAUCGUCCUAUUUUUCGUCUCUGGCAACUGCAGAUACGUAAAGAUGAAGAAUAGAAUUAGGAGGACAGUGUAGGGCAAGAACACGUAGUUACCGAACGCAUCAGACAUCGGAAUGAAGGUUAACCCUACGAUGAAGUUAGCAAACCAGUUGACGAGAGCCCCGACACUGACCGCCGCACUGCGGGCGCCCUGUCCGAACAACUCUGACAGCAACAUCCACGGUAUCGAGCUAGGACCCACACCGAAGAACGCAACGUACAGGAACGUAAAUAUAACGGCAAAUAUACUCAUCGUAGUGUUAUCGUUAUACGUGAAGAAAGCUAUAGUCAUGAGCACAGAGAACAGUGCCAUACCUGCAAGACCGACCAGCUGUAGCGUUCGUCUUCCUAGACGAUCCAUAAGAGGAAUCGACACGAGAGCCAUUAUAAACAACAUGCUGCCAACGCCUAUAGAGGACAACCGAGCAUUCUCCUGCGUUAGGCCUGCAUUCACGAAUAUCGUGGUGGAGUAAUACAGUACCGCAUUAAUGCCUCCCAGCUGUUGAGACAAGUGCAUCACGACUCCAAUUACAAGUGGCUUUCGAAGAGCUUUAAUCACAAACAGGUCUCGAAUAGAAAACUUCUCCUCCUGUCUAGCUGCACGAUCUUCUACAUGCAUAUCAUUGAUCUCGUCAUCGAUUUCACUUGUACCUCGGAUUUUAGCCAGCUCGGCCCGAGCGGUCUCUUCAUCCCGAGCGACCAACAGCAAAUAACGAGGACUCUCGGGAGCAAAUAUAAUCAUCACGAAUUGAAUGGCUGAUGGGAAAAUUGCAAGUCCAAGUAGCCACGGCCAACCUUCGUCGCUUCCCAUUAUCAUAUCGAUACCCAAGAUCUGGGCUCCAAUCAAUCCAAAUGCGACCGCCAACUGGUUAACUGUACCAAAUGCACCCCUUAGCCUCACCGGGGCUACUUCUGACACGUAAGUGGGGGAGGCUGUUGUUGCAAAGCCGCAGUUUACUCCAAUGAUGAAUCGACCAAUAAUGAUCAUUUCUACUGAGUUUGCGAGUUUACUGAAACCCAUACAUAUAGCACCAAGGACACCAAUCAUAGAAUUGACGACAAUUGCGUUUUUGCGGCCGUAUUUUUCAAGCAUCCAGCUGGCAAAGGGGCAUCCAAUCAUACCACCGACAGCGAAGAUACUGACGAUGACGCUGAAUAUGGUGCUGGGGCUUGCAUCGUACUGCGUGCUGAUAAAAUUUUCGAUGAAGGGACGCGGAGCGUUGAUGACCCCUGUGUUGAAGCCGAACUGCAGCAUGCCCAGUACCGCGGCGCCCACCGCGUACAGGAGCACGCCCGUUACUCCACCCGCCAUCUUCUGCGAAGGAUCU
Messenger RNA from Spodoptera exigua (beet armyworm), 7440 nucleotides. NCBI's taxonomy places the organism in Eukaryota, Metazoa, Arthropoda, Insecta, Lepidoptera, Noctuidae. The record is from the annotation of a GenBank genome assembly.